AUGACCCGUCUAAACCUGUCCUUCCUGGCCGCUUUCCUGGUUCUGGCAGUCUGCGCGAUGUCGCUGCCCACAAAGCGUGAUGAGGGUCACGGCUUCGGCCUCGAGAAAGCUCUGAGUGGUUUGGAGAAAAUCCCCAAGAUUAUGGAAGCUCUCGACCCUAAGGACACCAAGGACAACCAGAACCAGGACGACAAGCACGCUCCUGCCGACGACACCAAGAAGACCGAAGAGAAGGCCGACGAGAAGGCCGAUGAGAAGACUGAGAAGCCUGUUGCCAACAAGGAGGAAAAGGAGGUCGACACUAAGACCCCGACUGCCACGGAGAAGAAGCCCUACACUGGCAAAUUUGCCACUCCCACUGCUACGCACACUGAUAAGCCCUCGUCGAAGCCCAACGCCCUCGGUGCCAUCCCCAUUGUUGGUGGUAUCCUCGGCGGAACCGGUACCUCUCUGUAA
Messenger RNA from Penicillium argentinense, 456 nucleotides. RefSeq lists its product as uncharacterized. The coding region runs from base 1 to 456 and encodes 151 amino acids. The transcript is spliced from 2 exons. NCBI's taxonomy places the organism in Eukaryota, Fungi, Ascomycota, Eurotiomycetes, Eurotiales, Aspergillaceae. The record is from RefSeq and is a predicted model, not a curated record.